Molecule: messenger RNA, 438 nt
Organism: Coccomyxa subellipsoidea C-169
Lineage: Eukaryota; Viridiplantae; Chlorophyta; Trebouxiophyceae; Coccomyxaceae
Exons: 4
Biological process (GO): iron-sulfur cluster assembly
Source: RefSeq, a predicted model, not a curated record
CAGAGCACAAGGGACUCAGGAGAUGAAGGGCAGAGGGAACCGAUAGAUGCCUUGGAAAUAUUCGAGCAUCUACGAGAUGUUACAGAUCCUGAGCAUCCUUACAGUCUGGAGCAGCUGAAUGUCGUGAGCGAGGACCUGAUCACGGUGGAGGAUUCUGCAGGCCGUGUUAGGCAAGACACAGAUAUGCACCUGGUGCAAUUCACUCCCACAGUGCAGCAUUGCAGCAUGGCAACCCUCAUCGGCCUGUCACUGAGGGUCAAACUCAUGCAGACGCUGCCAUCCAGAUUCAAGGUGGACAUUUUUGUAACACCAGGCACGCAUUCCACAGAAGCAGCAGUGAACAAGCAGCUGAACGACAAGGAGCGAGUUGCAGCAGCCUUGGAGAACCCAAAUCUGGUGGACAUGGUCAACCAUUGUCUUGCGAGCAGCCACCGUUGA